CAUCUAUCACAGCGCGCGGCGUGUGAUGAGUCAACGAAUCCAGUAGUAUUGCUCGCGUUAGAGAGAAAUGAUAGCAUCACCAUCUGCGCAUUUGGCUUCUUCACACGGUGACACAGGAUCUUGAGUUAGAAGUCAUCGAGACAGAAAAUUUUUUUGACGUGAUACACCGCGCCUGACCUGGUCAGCCGAGCACCCGGCCAUGGAGUUCACGAGCUUGCCAAACACCGACUUCAUCGUCAUCCCAAAAUCUUGCCGUGACGCAAGUUUAUGGAGUCUUUUGGUCGAAAAAUCUAAAAGGUUCCGCCUAAAUUCCCUGAAAGAGUCUCCAGAAGCCUUUGCUUCCACGUAUGAGAGAGAAAAGGCAUUUGAAGACAGUGUUUGGGCCGAUAGACUGUCCAGCCUCCGUGCAACUACAGUUGUAGGCGUUGAGAGAUUCAGUGGUAUGGAGGUCAAAAACAAAGACGAUGAUUCUGCCAUGAUCCGAGCACUUGUCGAAUCAAGCUGGCAGUCAACGACGGUGGUGGUGGAGCCUCCGGAGGAGGCGCUUGCGAGCCUCUCAGCCUCCCGCUCACCUUGGCACGCGAUCACAACCACAACGGACGCAAGCGUCGAGCCCGGCCCAUCGAAGAAGAUCACAUUUGUUCUGAAUGGCGUAUACGUGGCGCCUGCCUUUCGCGAGCAGGGAAUAGGGAAGGCAACUUUGCACGCGGCGGUUUCUGUGGGCCGGUCCAUAGCGGCUGCACGAGGUCGACAUCUGGUACACUUUCAGGUCCGUGUUGACACAGCAAACACAGCAGCAUCGAGUCUCUACGAGAAAGCUGGGUUCCACGAGGUCCGUAGAGAGCAUUUAAAUAUGGGGACCGUGGUAAGAGACGGCCUCGUGCGUCAACGUGAAGCCGUCGUCGCAGUGCUGGACCGGGUUGACUCCCUCGACGACACGUAGACAGAGAAGAAGGAUUUAUAUGAAAACAUGCUCUGGCACGUCCAGCUGCGCAGGUGUUUGGAUCAUUUAUACGUUAGAGAGGACGGAAUACGCUUUAUCGA
Molecule: messenger RNA, 1044 nt
Organism: Verruconis gallopava
Lineage: Eukaryota; Fungi; Ascomycota; Dothideomycetes; Venturiales; Sympoventuriaceae
Exons: 1
Coding region: 200-943 (247 amino acids)
Molecular function (GO): acyltransferase activity, transferring groups other than amino-acyl groups
Source: RefSeq, a predicted model, not a curated record